GUUCUUUAUUUUGCAUUUUCCUUUUAUGGAUGGAUUUAUUCUCUGCCACAUAAGCUUGCCAUCACACAAUUAGUUCUUUAAGAAGGCGACACAUCAGCUCUGCCACAUGUCACAUUAUAGCUCUGCCAAAUGUCACAUUAUAGCUCUGCCAAAUGUCGCAUUUCUGCAACUCCGAGUCUGCUUUAUAUAUAUAAAGGACUAGUAUUUUAACCCGUGCCGCGCACGGGAUUGAACGAAUAUAUCAUAAAAUGUAGAAAUUUGAUAUUCAUAAAUCUAUUAUCUCAUAAAUUAUUUAGGAUUUAUCCCAAGUUCAUGAAAUUUUUUAACCAAAUUGUUAUAUAUUAUUUACUUUUAAAAAUUUUGAAUUUGGAUCUUUAAAUAUUGAUUAAAAUUUGGAAAAUUUUUAAUAAUGAGAUUGUAAGAUAAUUUUUACAAAAACUAUAUUUUGAAUUUAAAUCCUAAGUGUUCGAUAAACAAUAUUUUUGCUUCAAAAACACUAGUUUACAAAAACUUGUAUCCAACUCACAACUCUCUUCAAAAAAAGGAAAAACUCGCAACUUUUUAGCCAAAAUCCCCAAACUGUUCAUGUUUAUCAACCACUCUUUUCCCUAAACAAAGUUUAUACAAACAUCUAUGGAAACCAAUUGAUGUGCCUAUGACUAGUACUGCUUCCCUUCUGUUAUCCAAAAAAGAAAAGGAAAGAAGAGAACAUGUCUAGACUUUAGAGCAACCAAACACAGUAGUUUGACUAGAUAUUAUCUUUUGCUUGCAGUAUAUUUGAUAGGUGCUCUGGGUUUGUAGGUCAUCACAUCAAAAGACUAGGGCCAACCGCACGUCGGUCUUCUCAUCUGCCGUUGUCAGACAUGAUUGUCAAACCUUUGUCACAAUCCCAACCUUUCUUUUGGGUAGUUGAAAGCAACUCAUGACCAAUUUUCAUUGUCCUGAAGAUGCCAUACAACUCGCCCUCCUCAAUGGUUGAGUAGGCAAUGGUUCGUGAUGUACGUCCCGGAUUGGAGUGCCCUAUGAUUCCUGGAGUACCAUUCCGAUUGCUCGGCUCUUGAGUGAGGCGUCACUAUUUGCAUUCAAAUAAUGAGGAAUACCGACCCAAUAGCAAAUUUCUAGAAUGAAGUCUAGAACCGGGAGCAAGUGCAACGAGAUUUGAAUUCUCUCUUGCGCCAACAAUUCGAAAAUCUUGAGGUCCCAACCCUGUCCGGGAUGACUCCAGAUAAGCAAAAACACGUACUCGAGGUUGAACAACAUAACGGGGGCAAAAAGAGAUGCAUUAUGCUUUUGAAUCUCUGUCUUAUACUGAUCAAAAUAUUUCUUGAGAACCAUGGGGUCCUGCAAUUUUUGGAAAUAUGAAUAAACUAAAUAUCUUUGACACUGUACAUCAAAACAAGGUCCCCAUAAUUCUCAAGAAAUAUUUUAAUCGGUAUAAGACAAAGAUUCAAAAGCAUAAUGCAUCCCUCUUUGCCCCCGCUAUGUUGUUUAACCUCGGGUACGUGUUUUCCCUUGUCUGGCGCCAUCGCAGACAGGGUUGGAACCUCAAGAUUUUCAAACUGUUGGCGCAGGAGAGAAUUCAAAUCUCGUUGCACUUGCCCCGGUUUUUGACUUCAUUCCUGAAAUCUGCUAUUGGGUCGGUAUUCCUCAUUAUUUGAAUGCAAAUAAGGGCGCUUCAGUCAAGACUCGGGCAAUCGGAGUGGUACUCCGGGAAUCACAGGGCACUCCCAUUCGGGGCGUACAUCAGGAACCAUUGUCCCAUGCCUACUCAACCAUUGAGAAGGGUGAGUUGUAUGCCAUCUUCAGAGCAUUAAGAAUUAGUCAUGAGUUGCUUUCAACUACCCAAAAGAAAGGAUGAGAUUGUGACAAAAGUUUGGCAAUCAAUAGUUGCAUCCAUUUGAUAUUUGUGGUAGUUGGCAUUUCCAUCAUAUAAUUUAUUAUGCUAAUAUGCUCUAAAUGUGAAUCCCUGAAGACUGGAUGGGUUCUGAAUAUAACAGAUCCCUUCAACCCUAAGCCAUCAUCUUUAUGUGCGUACUUGCACUAUAUUAAUGGGUAUUGCUAUUGUUUUUCCUAUUGCUCAGAUGAAAAUUCUGAAACUUAUGAUAUUUGUCAUGCUCUUUCAAGUCCAUGGUUUUUUUCUUGUUUGACUGACAUAUGACUUCUUAUUUCUUUGUGUUGUAAAGGGACAAGAGAUUCCAAUAGUGCACAGAGUUAUAAAGGCGAGUAAUUUGUUUGUGUUCCAUUUUCAAGAAUCCCUUUCCUAUUACUUGUGUUUUUUUGAUAACAUGGUAAACAUGCUCACUAGCAACCAUUCAUGGAGGUGCACAACGGGUAAACCCCUGCCUUGUGACCCCAGCCGGGAAAAGGAUCACAAGGAUGUAAACUGGUCUAGUUUGCCCACACCACAUGAGUUCAACCAAGAAGGCCAUUAGAUAGCCCCCAAUGUUGUUCCUACGCACAACCAAUUGGUUUGCGUUCCAAUUACCCUACCAAUUUGACUACCCCCAACUUAUAUAUGGAAAUUGCGACAAAAAUGAGUUGAGAUUGUUGCUAUUGUCAUGUCCACAUAAAGCAUGGAACAUGGCCAUGCCUAUCUUAUUUCAAUGAUAUUUUUUGCUUCUAGGUUCACGAGCGCAAAGAUACAGGGGAAGUAGAUAUACUUUCAAAAGGUACUUGUAUGUAUGUUAUUUAGAAAACCUCGGGAUGUAUUUAGAUAAAUCUUUUCUAGAUUU
Cuscuta campestris is the source of this 2732-nucleotide messenger RNA. NCBI's taxonomy places the organism in Eukaryota, Viridiplantae, Streptophyta, Magnoliopsida, Solanales, Convolvulaceae. The record is from the annotation of a GenBank genome assembly.